Schistosoma guineensis is the source of this 1971-nucleotide messenger RNA. The record is from the annotation of a GenBank genome assembly. NCBI's taxonomy places the organism in Eukaryota, Metazoa, Platyhelminthes, Trematoda, Strigeidida, Schistosomatidae.
GCAUUACAAAGAAGGUGUAAUAGGAGGUCCAAGUAACUGGGGGCAGACGGCGCUCAUGGCUAUUACCAGUGACAUUUGGUCAGUUUGCUAUCAAGGAAAAAUGCAAUCACCAAUCAAUAUCUCUACAAAGCAUUUAGUAUUUGAUACUAAUUUGGAACCUAUAAAAAUACUAGGCUUAGAUAAACAGAUCGACGUGGAGAUAGUGAAUACUGGACAAGAUUUACAAAUGAAAUUUCUUGAUUCAACAACAAUAAUUAUAUUCAGUGCAGGACCAUUGGUAUAUGACUACAAGCUAUUUGGUGCUAUUAUAAAAUUUGGUUCAAGAUCAAGUCGUGGUUCAGAUCAUCAAAUUGACGGUAUUGCGUUUCCGGCGGAGCUACAAUUAUAUGCAUUCAAUUACAUUUUAUAUCCAAAUUUUUCUGUUGCACUAUCUAAACCGAAUGGGUUGGCUGUAUUAUCUAUCUUCUGUCAAGUCGGUAUUCAGUCGUCAGCUGAUUUGGAAGCUAUAUUUUCUAUAGCAGAUCAUGUGCAGUUGAAAGGGCAGUUUAAAAAGCUUCAAGGUUUGUUGUUAGAAGGUAUAAUACCAUCAACUGUUCACUAUAUGACAUAUCAAGGUUCUUUACCUUUUCCUGCUUGUUAUGAAACAGUCACCUGGAUUAUACUCAAUCAACCAGUUAUAAUCACAGAAACACAGUUAAAAUCUCUUCGUCAACUUAGAAUUUCUUCAUUUCGGGAAUCUGGUAGAAUGGCUGAUAAUUAUCGAACAAUUCAGAAACUUAAUAACCGCUCAGUAAGAACAAAUAUCGACUUUAUACAGACUCAACCAUACUGCUCAAUGCAAUCUAGACGAUCUUACAUUGUAUCAAAGAAAACUCUUGAAAACUAAAGAUUUUAGUCAGUAUAUUACUAUCUUAUUGAAUGAGGAUACACGAAUUCAAAAGGUUUCAUACAGAGAAAUGUUAUUUUAUACGAAACCAAUUAUCUAAGUUGUUCUACUUCCUAAAAGACAAUUUUCUGAAAUGAAUGAUGAAAAAACUCGAAGGAAUAAUCUGAAUUAUUUAUUCAAAACAAAUAAUAUAAAAUCUGAUUCAGAUCAUUACACUUUAGUAGUAAAAUAGUUGUUGUACUCAGGAAAGAAAAGACUGAUUCUUGUUUUUGUUAUCUUUUAUCAUCUACCUCAUAUUACUAGUAAAGUAUCCAGAUUGUUAGUGAAUGAAUAAAAAUAAUAAGUAAGUUUGUAUACCUCGACAAUACAUAACCUAAUUUAUUGUCAAUACUUUUUAUGAACUUUUAUUAACUCUUAUUCCAUAUUUUGUUCGUUUGACUUACUAUGUAAAACAAAAGACUACAAAUAAUUGUGAUAAAAUAAAAUAUUUCAUGGGUGUUGUAUAAAACUUUGAUUUGAAUUCAUUCAAGUUAUUCUAUCAACAGGAGAACAAGUAUGGUUAUUGUUACCUUUUUUUAAAUUUUAAUUUACUUAAUAUUAAUGAUAUGUAGCUAUGAAUGAAACUAAACAAAACAAUGGGAUGUUUUAAAAUAUACUUUCAUUACAUUGAAAAAAAAGGUGUUUAAUCAUAGAAAAUAACACUUUCUUUAACAUUAAUCAAGUUACCUUUGUUAUAGUAAUUUGUGAAUAUCACUAUCAUAGUCUAUUUGAAUGAAUGCAUUUUAAAAGAAAAUUUAUAUAUACAGAAACUUUAUAUGGUUGGUAAUUGUAUUAAUAAGUUCUCAACAAAAUACUAAUUGUUAUGCAUAAUCAUUUACAAAAUGAUUUCAAUUUGGUCAACAACAAAAAACAAACAAACAUACUCUGUAUUUGACACUAUACAAAUUGUUUAUUAUUUAUUCAAUAAGAUAGUUAUAAAUGUUUUCUUAAACAAAAUAUUAUUUCAUGUAUUCCAUGUUGAAAGCACAAUAACUUUAAAAGACAUUUUCUUUCCUCUCAUUAAAUUCAAGUAUAUUUUAGUUUCC